Molecule: messenger RNA, 681 nt
Organism: Condylura cristata (star-nosed mole)
Lineage: Eukaryota; Metazoa; Chordata; Mammalia; Eulipotyphla; Talpidae
Product: double C2-like domain-containing protein gamma
Exons: 7
Coding region: 1-681 (226 amino acids)
Cellular component (GO): membrane
Source: RefSeq, a predicted model, not a curated record
AUGGGGGAGGCCGGGCCCUGCCGGGGAAGGGACCCUUGGGACCCGCGGCUGCGGCGACGGCGGGGGGCGCCUGCCCUGGGGGAGCUGCGGGUGCCCCUGAGGAAGCUGGUGCCCAACCGAGCCCGCAGCUUCGACGUGUGUCUGGAGAAGCGGAGGCUGACCAAGAGGCCCAAGAGCCUGGACACCACGCGCGGCAUGUCCCUGUACGAAGAGGACGACGCGGAGGCCGAGGGGGCCGGGGCGGAGCGGGGGCGCAUCCUGCUGUCCCUGUGCUACAGCUCCCAGCGCGGUGGCCUGCUGGUGGGCGUGCUGCGCUGUGCCCACCUCGCCCCCAUGGACGCCAACGGCUACUCAGACCCCUUUGUGCGCCUUUUCCUGCAUCCCAACGUGGGCAAGAAAUCUAAAUACAAGACCAGCGUCCGGAAGAAGACCCUGAACCCCGAGUUCAAUGAGGAGUUCUUCUACCCAGGCGCGAGGGAGGAGCUGGCCCAGAAGACGCUGCUGGUGUCCGUGUGGGACUACGACCUGGGGACUGCCGACGACUUCAUUGGUGGGGUGCAGCUGGGUAGCCAGGCCGGUGGGGAGCGGCAGAGGCACUGGCGUGAGUGCCUGGGCCGCAGCGACCGGCGGCUGGAGCUGUGGCACCUGCUGGACGGAGUGCCGCUCCAGCCCAGCGACUAG